GUGGUUAGUGCAGUUCAUCGUCAUGAGCUGCGCUGAUCAGCGAUUUCGUAACUCUCGUUAAGUCGUACGGUACGGUCGUGUCGUGGUGGUGAGUACUGGUCAGACUCUGGUGAGCUGUGAUCUGUGAUCUGUGAUGAGCGCCGAGCGGUGGUAAGCCGGGGGAAUAUUGCCGGGCCUCAGCUUCAAGUUCAGCAUCGCUUUUACUUCGCUAUCGGCAUAUUCGGCAGUUUGUUGCACCCGGCAACGAUUCGCUCGUGAACACGCGGCAGGCGUGACGAUUGAUCGCGCGGAUGAUCUGGCAUUGCGCUCGCGUAAAGAGGCUUCCGCGCUUAUCUGAGGACGAGGAUCAUGUAUACCGUGUCAAAGGGACCUAGCAAGAUCGUAGCGAAAACUCGACGAGGGAUCAGUCAGAAUCUCGAAAGAUUGGAAACUCUUCGCGAUCUGACGAGGAAGACCGACAUUGAAGACGACCACGAGAUCACCCGUCAUGUACCAAAGCCGGUGUUCCAUAUGAAUGGGAAAUCUAAGUUCAUCUCGCAGCGACAUCAGAUGCAAGAAGUUAUCACGCCACAGCACGAGGAACUUAUCAAAUUUAUUUACGAAUCAUGGAAUCAAGUUAAUACGCGGCAAAGAAGCGAAUGUUGCGAUGGCACAGAAUGUGCAGAACUUUGCAGUCCUAAGGAUUCUAUAGUAUAUUACAAUGACGGUGAACCAAAUGAUAAUCUUCAAGACUUUAAACCGUUUGAUUUGGAAUCUUGGUGGGGCAAACGAUUGUUUAACAAUAUCACCAAGUCACUCUGAGAUAUUGUGUAUUCGAAAAGCUAAGAUAUAUGUUCCUCGUUGAGAACUUGUACUACCGGUGGAAAAUAAUUUGGCAGCCCAAAUAAGUGCUACGCAAAUUAACCGAUAUAUCGCCGAAUAUCACGUCUUAAGAAAUCGUCAUAUGAAAUCUGACCAAGUUUGAAAAUUGGUAAGACAGUGUUAAAUAUAAAUCUCAGAUGUGAAUUCUAUACAUGUAUCGGCAAGUACCUGUCAAAUUACCAGUUAAAAUAUCUUCCGAUGAACGUACAUAACAUUGUAUGUAUAUAUGUAAUAGAUAAUACGCGCGUCCUCUACGUGAUCACAUCACAUCACAUCGUCACAUGUGAUAAAGCGAUAUAAGUCAGUACAUCUGCGUAUGUACAUACACGCGUACGCAUAUAGUAGCAAUUAAAUACCGUUAAUAAUCCAAAUGGUUUAAUAACGAUUGUUUAUAUUGCAUUUGUUAAUGAGUCAUGUUUCUACAAAAUGAUACUUGUUUAUUGUUGCUCUAUUGUUAGAAUUGCUCAAUUUUCAUAAGAAUACGGUGCAGAAUAUGGUUCAACGUUUUUAUAUAGAAGCUUUGAAACAACAGCGCAGCAAAGUUUCGCGAAACUUUCGGUAGACAAUAAGUGGAAUGACGGAAGAUACGCGCGAAUAUGUAAACCCAGUCGUUAAAAGAUUCCUGAUCAAGACUUCUGGUUAAGUUUUAAACGUACAUCGAAGAAUCGAGGGCGCGUAACCCAGUAUAUGUACCAAAUGCGUACCAAAUACCAAAAUAGGGCUAACAUAAGUACGAGCAAAAGAUCCAAACCUGUGCGGUAUGAAUCCUGCGUGAGGUUGAUGAAUUUUUUAUCUUAGAAAAUGUUGUAUAUAUUGCAUGCAAUAAUCGCGUGAGUGCGUGACAUAAUGUUGCGGGUAUUUGUUACGACGAUUUGUGUUUGACUUUUACGUAAGCGCGAAGAUUUAGUAUAAAUUUGUAGACUGAUAAUAUGUAAGAGAAUCGUCAUAUUGUUACUUGUCGAGUUGCAGCUCGCACUCGGUGAUGCAAUAUCUGUUGCGGAGCUCGCUCAUCGAAUUGUUAUAUUAUGGCAAGUUAAAUUGUUUCUUCCUCGCAUUGUUACGUAUCUGUCGGAGUCUUCGAUUAGCGACAAUUUAAAUGCCACAAUAUUACGCGUCUGACAAAGCGCAGUUCGUGAGAGUAGUCGUCAUGUAGUGUGAAAUAAAAUUCAGUCAUGUGCAGCUGAAUUUUACACGAUCAUGAAUAAAUUACGUCUUUAUACGUACAACAACAUU
Molecule: messenger RNA, 2094 nt
Organism: Temnothorax curvispinosus
Lineage: Eukaryota; Metazoa; Arthropoda; Insecta; Hymenoptera; Formicidae
Product: MAPK regulated corepressor interacting protein 2
Exons: 6
Coding region: 349-801 (150 amino acids)
Source: RefSeq, a predicted model, not a curated record